This is a messenger RNA of Purpureocillium takamizusanense, 411 nucleotides long. RefSeq lists its product as uncharacterized. The transcript has a single exon. The record is from RefSeq and is a predicted model, not a curated record. The coding region runs from base 1 to 411 and encodes 136 amino acids. Lineage: Eukaryota; Fungi; Ascomycota; Sordariomycetes; Hypocreales; Ophiocordycipitaceae.
AUGGCUGUGUUUCUUGUGCGCCCUCCUCGGGUCACAGCCAUCCUGGGCGACGAGACCGCCAAGAAGAAAGAGGAUCCAGAUGGGCUGCCUACUUCUGACCCAGCGGCCAGCGCUGUUCCAGCUGCUGCUGCUGCUGCUUCUGUCGUCGUCUUUUCUUUCUUUUCCCCAAAAACGUCCCCUUCCACGUUUCUUCCCCCCCUGUGCGGCGACGACCUCACGCGCCAGCAUCCCGGCGGCGAUCGUCGACACGCUCGAGCGGACGACGACACUGGUGUGAAGAAGAAGAAGAAGAAGAGAGCGAGCGCCGCUUCUCAGACCUGCCCAUUGCCUACAGGCCGAAACGACUGGAACAUCGUUGCGCGGGCCGAGCCGAGGAGCAGAGAGCGCCACCCCCAUCAUCGCCACGGUUGA